CUUGACGUACGGGCCUCACGUCGAACAUCAAGGCAGGUACUACCUGUACCACGAGUGUCGAGCGAUCGACUCGACGUGCAGCAUACUAGUGAUCAUCGCAGCCACGACAUCACCUUGGAAGCCAGUACCUCGCGCCGCGAAGUACUGGGAUUGAACCGAGUACCGACUGCACGGGGUCACCCAGUGACUGUCGAUGUGAGUCAAUGGCCCAUGGAUAAGGCGUCGCGCGAGGAGUGCUUCACACUCCUUGCAGACCAACUCGACCUCGACCUCGAUGAGGCUGAUUUUGCGGCGAGUGUUGGCGAGUGGGACAUUUGGGCUCACUGCAAGAGGUCAGCACUUAGCUGUGGGCAUGCAAUCGAGGAGAUGUCCCCGCGACUGGGGACAUAUUCUCGUGCAGCUCGUCGAGCAUGGGACCACUUCCAGAGGGAGUUGGAAGUGGUUCCUCUCGAGUUCGAUCCUCUGCUGGUUGCACCAUUACCUAUGGAGAUGGUGCGAUAUUGGGCCUACAACAAGCUGGGAUGGCUUGUUGUACCACCUCGCAGUCAACCUCAGGAUGACUCCGACUGGUACAACUCCUCUGAUGAGGAGCCUCGUACCACAACUCGUGAGGAUUACUCUGACCAUGUUGAGUCAGAGUCUCUCUCCGAGUCCGAGCAUCAUAGCUCGUGGGAUUCUUCGAAUCCAGGUUCUGAGGGGGCAGACUCAGUAGUAGUCUCUGACUACUACGAGCAGUCCGAGAUGGAGGAUACCUACAGUUCUUCUGCACUAUCUGCUGAAGACGAGGGUAACUCCGAAGAUGCAGACUAUUACUCGGAGUCCGAGUAG
Messenger RNA from Fomitopsis serialis, 828 nucleotides. RefSeq lists its product as uncharacterized. NCBI's taxonomy places the organism in Eukaryota, Fungi, Basidiomycota, Agaricomycetes, Polyporales, Fomitopsidaceae. The record is from RefSeq and is a predicted model, not a curated record. The transcript has a single exon. The annotation marks the transcript as partial.